AUGAUAGUCGGAGAGACUCAAGAACUUAAUCUGGAACAAGACUCUAUUCAAACCACAAUAGUUGAUUUUUCGCCUUCUCAGUUUAUAAACGCGAAAGGUGAAUUUGGUUCGGCAAUAGAAGUGGAGUCCUCUCCUUCAAAGCCACUGCCGGAGGAAAAAUUAGGUGAUUCUCUUAAUUUACAAGCUUUGAAUGAAUUUUCUAAUCCCAGUGAUGAAGAGUAUGUUUAUGUUAAUCCGUGUGGUGAUCCUAUGGGUUUAGUUUACAUUGGUUGUGAUAAUACAGAAAAUUCUGAUGAAAUACUUGUGUUUUUCACUUUGUUAAUUAUUGGGAAGGUAAAUAUUGAUUAUGCAAAAUGGAAUAUUGACUCUGCUCCUUCCAAAGAGAGAAUGGUUCUAAAUGCGAUUAACGAGGACUUGGAUGUUGAUUCUAAAUUUUUGAAAGAGACUAAUGAUAGUGUUAAUGCUUUGCUUGGAAAAGUAGAUGAUAAUUCUAUAAACUUGAAUGUUACUAAUGCUAUUUUGAUGAGUGAAAGUGUUAACUCUUGUGAUGAAGAGGUCUUAAAUAUAAAGCUAGUUGAUCCUGUGGUUUUAGAAGAUGAUUUUCCACUUAUGGAUGAUAUUGUGAAGUGCAAUUCAGUGAAAAUUUUGGAAAUGACCACAUUGCCGGAAAAUUGUUUGUUAAGUGGCGACUCUACUGAAUCUGAGACUGACUUUGACUCUGUUGUUAAGAUAGAGGGUUGUGGUGAUGACUGUCUAGAUAUUGAUGAAAUACCAAAUGCUGUUGUUGAUGACCUUUUCUUGGAAAAAAUAGGUAAGAAAUUUAUGAUAUUGACUGAUGAAAUUUCAACUCCACUUGAUGAGUAUCUCAAUGGGUUAAAUGAUGAUGAUUGUUGGGUUUUUGUUGAACUUGUGGAUAAGAAGUUUGCAUCAUCAAGGAAAAAUCAUUUGAGUUCAUUUCAUGAUGAUCCGGGUGCACAUAGAGAUUAUUCUGAUGUUGUAAUCUUCUUGUGUGUUGAUCAUGAGUCAUGUGUUAAGCUGGCUGCUACUUGCAUUGGUUUAAUUGAGAUCAAUCAUGUUAAGGAGCUCAAUGAAAAGUUAUUUGUGUGCACUUAUGAUGGUGAUAUUUUCCUAGAGAUUUCGGGUGAUGAAUUUGUGCGUAUAAAUGCUGUUAAUAAAAUCUGGAUUAAGGACUCUAUCAAGGAUUUUUUUAAGACUGAUAAAAACUUGUUUGGAGGUGAUUUUUUCGCUUUUUGUACACCUACAUUUGAACUGUUUGAGUUGAGGUUUACUGAGAUUAUUAGAGGUCCUUAUUCUUGGUUUGAAGCAAUAACUAGUUUCAGAAUCGAUACACAUGGUGAAGUGCUUCAUAAAAGCCUUGUUGAUUUGGUGACAUCUCAAGCCGAGUCUUGCUUUUGGUUGCUUCUAUUUCAUGUUCCAAGUUAUUUUUGUGAUGAUGCUAACCUGUUCAACCUUUUGCCUGGAUUUGAACUUAAGGACAAAGAUUGGGAGGAUGGUUUUAUUGUUACAAAGAUUCCUUCUUGCCCUAUUGAUAACAUCUGGGCACUUCUUGAACUUUUGGAGUACAUGAACUCACACCAUGGGAUCUAUGCCUUUGGAAUGAUGAAUGGGGAGUUUAAAUUGUUCAGAUUUGCUGCAACAAAUUUUAAAGUUAAUGGUGAGUCCAUUGCUUCUCAAGAAAUGAAUUUGACAAGAACAAGUGAUAUGGUUUUUGGCAAUUACACAAGGAAGCCUCUUUCAGACCAAGGAUCACAUGACACUAGGGAGAAAAGCAUCUAA
Oldenlandia corymbosa var. corymbosa is the source of this 1797-nucleotide messenger RNA. Lineage: Eukaryota; Viridiplantae; Streptophyta; Magnoliopsida; Gentianales; Rubiaceae. The record is from the annotation of a GenBank genome assembly.